Molecule: messenger RNA, 537 nt
Organism: Pseudozyma flocculosa PF-1
Lineage: Eukaryota; Fungi; Basidiomycota; Ustilaginomycetes; Ustilaginales; Ustilaginaceae
Exons: 2
Coding region: 1-537 (178 amino acids)
Source: RefSeq, a predicted model, not a curated record
AUGAAGCUCGUCUCCUCGUACCUGAUUGCGCUCGUGUCGCUCUGCAUCUUCGUCGGCGGAGCCGUCGCUCUCCCCGUCGCCAGCGACGUCGAUGUCGAGGUGCCGCACCCCCACCGCGCCGUCGUUCUGGAACGACGCUUCCCCCCGGUCGAGGACCUCGCUCGGGGUGCCGAGUACUUCCCCCUCGGAAUGAGCAGCAGGGCCAAGCUGAUCGCGCUGUACAACUGGGACAAGACGGGCGUCGAGGUGCCCCUCGAGGCGAGGUGGCACGCCUACCAGGCCGGACUGGCCUCGAGCGACAAUGCGCUGCUCAAGCAGGUCCUGGAAGCCAGGAUCCAGGAGAUCGAAGGCUUCUUCCCUUCCACCUCGAACCAGGACCGCCUGGCCGGACGACGCGGCUACAAGCCGCCUCGCAUCGUUGCUGGCCUGGAGCGCGACCAGGGUAGCGCUGCUAGCCGGCCCUCGGACGAUCAGCUGCGUCGUUGGCUCCACACCGUCAACGCUGCCGGUUCCUCGUCUGGAAGGACGGCCAAGUGA